AUGCUUUCUUUGCUUAUCUUUUUCUCGAUUUCUGAAAGCAAUCCUAUUAGUGGCUGUGAAAAUAUUGCAUCUGAAGAAAUUAAGGCAGGAUUCACAUUAGUUAAAACUAUUGAAUCAAACGGAAUAUUAUGUUUCAAAGGAUCAGCUUUAUUAAAGGCAGACAAAAACUUCGUUGCAACGUAUGCUUUUGUGUCCGAAAAUAGUGCCUCAACUUCUACAAUGACUAAAGAAAAUCCGUUUCUUAUUGGUUCAGGUGAUAAAACAACUUAUAUUAAGAUUGCUCCAAAAGAUCCUAACGAGAAAUUACAAAUAUCUCUUACUGGCGCUCGUUUAUCUUCAAAUAGUGCAUCGCUUUUCAAAGUUGGAGUUUUUUCUACUCUGAAAUAUUUCCAAAAGUCAAUUUCUAUUUCAAAUACUCAGAAUUUGCAUUUGGUUGCAAUCAAUGAAGUUCCUUUUAGAUUUACUUGA
This is a messenger RNA of Trichomonas vaginalis G3, 468 nucleotides long. RefSeq lists its product as uncharacterized. The transcript has a single exon. Bases 1 to 468 code for a protein of 155 amino acids. The record is from RefSeq and is a predicted model, not a curated record. Lineage: Eukaryota; Parabasalia; Trichomonadida; Trichomonadidae.